UUUGCUUAUUAUGAAUAAAACUUCUGUGACUAAAUAUUUACCAAACUGUGUGUGAAUGUAUUCUCAUUCUCUUAGGUACAUACUCGGAGUAGAAUUGCUGAGUCAUAGGGUAGCUGUGUGUUUCACUUUAUGAGAAACUGUUAAACCGUUUUCCAGCUCUUCUGGGGACGUUGUCUGCAGGCACUCAGAAUGGUCCAGCCUGUGACAUACCGACAUAGGCUUUCCUACAAUACAGCCUCUAACAAAACUAGGCUGUCCCGAACUCCUGGUAAUAGAAUUGUUUACCUUUACACCAAGAAGGUUGGGAAAGCACCAAAAUCUGCAUGUGGUGUGUGCCCAGGCAGACUUCGAGGGGUUCGUGCUGUAAGACCUAAAGUUCUUAUGAGAUUGUCCAAAACAAAGAAACAUGUCAGCAGGGUCUAUGGUGAUUCCAUGUGUGCUAAAUGUGUUCGUGACAGGAUCAAGCGUGCUUUCCUUAUCGAGUAGUAGAAAAUCGUUGUGAAAGUGUUGAAGGCACAAGCACAGAGUCA
Molecule: messenger RNA, 530 nt
Organism: Chlorocebus sabaeus (green monkey)
Lineage: Eukaryota; Metazoa; Chordata; Mammalia; Primates; Cercopithecidae
Product: large ribosomal subunit protein eL34-like
Biological process (GO): translation
Cellular component (GO): ribosome
Molecular function (GO): structural constituent of ribosome
Source: RefSeq, a predicted model, not a curated record